Molecule: messenger RNA, 3966 nt
Organism: Lactuca virosa
Lineage: Eukaryota; Viridiplantae; Streptophyta; Magnoliopsida; Asterales; Asteraceae
Source: the annotation of a GenBank genome assembly
CACUUUAGAACUUUCCUUUAACACCUCCCUUCCCUUUUGACACCUCCACUCCUUUAGCAUUACGAUCGGUAAAUUUGAGGUUUGAUUUUUCCGAAAACCUGUCCUGUUUUAAACUCACUUUCAUCUCUACUUGUCGGCACAGACACUGUGAAUACCGCGAAGUGGAGUUCAACAUGCAGGAAUCUCUCAUCAGAAUCCACAGCAAACCCCAACUGUUUCGAAAACCCUAAUUCCACACUCUUCCUCCUGUACAGAAUCCUAAUUUUUCCAUGAGUCUCAAGAAUUAGUGUUUAUUGAUGGCGACAACGAUUAAGAAGAACUGGAAUCUUGUUGAGGCCAAAGAUGAUGGUGAUGGAGGUGCAGAACAAAAGGGGGGGUUCUGAAUCCAAAGCAGAAGCGAAGGAGAAUGUUCGGAAGAAGAGAGGCUGGAAACGAGGUCGGAAAGCCAACAACAGGAACACUGGUAAUGCUACUAAAUCUGAAGAGAAGAAAAAUAAACCAUGUGUUCGUCAGAGGCAGGCUGUUUAUGUAGAAGAAGCAGGGACGAUGACAAUGGAUGCUGACAAGUCAAGUGACGAUGAUAACAAGUCUCCAGAAGAAACAGAAGAAGGGAAGAAUAAACAGCAGGGGAAAGAAAAUAGUGGUGAAGAAGAACAAGAUAAGAAAAGCCAGGCAGCUUCAAGUUCAAGCAAGAAGGAUAGUUCAAAGCCAAAGCCAAAGUGGUAUGCAAAGCAAAUGGUUCCAGAUGAAUAUGGAAACCUAGUUCAUGUACCAUCAGUAAUGUGCCAUCAGUGUCAAAAGAACGACAAGGGACGAGUUGUUGGGUGCCUGAAAUGCACUACAAAACGUUACUGUGUGCCUUGCAUGACAAGAUGGUACCCUAACAUGACAGAGGAGAUGUUUGGUGAGAGUUGCCCUGUUUGCCGUGACAUUUGCAACUGUAAAUCUUGCCUGCGUGAUGUGCACCCAAAAGUCAAACAAAAGAUCGAUUUCAAACUCAAUGAUGAUCAGAAAAUCCGGUAUUCUGUUUAUAUCCUACAUGUGCUUCUUCCAUUUUUGAAGCGUCUCAACGAGGAGCACAUAAGGGAGAAAGUAAUAGAGUCUAAAAUUCAAGGGUGUUCUGUAUCAGAGGUACAGUUGAAGAAGGAAAGUUGCAGUUCAUUUGAGCGCAUGCACAUUUACUGUGACUGCUGUAAAACAUCAAUUUUUGACUUGCAUAGAAACUGCCCUUCUUGUCAAUAUGACCUCUGCCUUCAAUGUUGCUGGGAAUUGCGAGAUGGCAAUCUUCAAGGAAACAAGGAAGAAGUUAUCAUUAAAGUCAAAGAUCCAGGUCCUGAUUACUUACACGGGGGAAAGCCUUACUUACAUGAAGGAAAGCCCCUUGAAGUUAAGAAGGCUGCUGCAGCCCUCAAGAAAAGAAAAAAGGGGAGUUAUGCACCAAAGAAAAAGCAAACUCAUGAAUGGAAGUCUCUGGAUGAUGGCAGAAUUCCUUGUCCUCCAAAAAGCAUGGGUGGUUGUGGUCGUGGGAUUUUAGAGUUGAUGCACACAAAGCCACUUGACAGAGUUACAAUCUUGUUGGAGAAAGCACAAAAGCUCUUAAAGAUGCACAAACUGGAGGACAAUAUAUGGGAUAUGUCUGAGAAAUGGUGCUCAUGUUCAGAUAAUGUGAAUGGUAGUGAUUGUGGUGAUAAACAGUCACGUAAAGCUGCUUCUCGUGAAAGUUCAAAUGACAAUUACUUGUAUUGUCCACGUGCUAUAGACAUUAAACCAGGAGAUUUGAAGCAUUUUCAAUGGCAUUGGUCAAAAGGGGAGCCAGUAAUAGUCAGCAAUGUUCUUGAAACUACUCUUGGGUUGAGCUGGGAACCCAUGGUCAUGUGGCGUGCUUUUCGCCAGAUUUCAAAUACUAAACGCGACAAGCUAUUGGAUGUGGCUGCUAUUAAUUGUUUGGAUUGGUGUGAGGCUGAUAUAAAUGUUCGUAACUUUUUUAAUUGGUAUACGGAAGGUCAAUAUGAUGAAGUUGGGUGGCCUCACAUUCUAAAGUUGAAAGACUGGGUAUUAUCAAAUUUAUUUGAAGAACUGUUGCCACGUCAUGGUGUUGAAUUCAUCACUUCCUUACCCUUUAAAGAAUAUACACAUCCACGUGAUGGCUACCUUAAUCUUGCAGUCAAGUUGCCUGACGAAUCUUGUAAGCCAGACAUGGGUCCUAAAACAUAUAUAGCUUAUGGUGUUCAUCAAGAAUUGGGACGUGGUGACUCUGUAACUAAACUUCAUUGUGACAAGUGUGAUGUGGUGAAUGUGUUGACUCAUACUGCAACUGUGACCCCUGCCCUUGAACAUCGUAAAUUGAUAAAGGAGUUGAAGCAGCUGCACAAGGCUCAGGAUGCUAAGGAACUAUUUGGACUGGUAGUGAAGACACAACCUGAUGUUGAUAACACGAAAGCUACUACUGAUAAAUUAAAUAAAUUGAAAGAAAAAAGAAGUAGAAGCAAGCGAAAACGUGGGCAUGAAACAGGUAGUUGUGUGGAUGGAUCUGAUUCUGAUCUGGAAGAGGGAGGUGCUUUGUGGGAUGUGUUUAGGAGGGAAGAUACUCCUAAACUGCAGGAAUAUCUCAAAAAACACUUCAAAGAGUUCAGACAUGCCUUUUGUCAUCCACUACAGCAGGUUAUCCACCCAAUUCAUGACCAAACAUUUUACUUAACCAUGGACCAUAAAAGGAAGCUCAAGGAGGAGUUUGGAAUUGAAGCAUGGAGUUUUGUCCAAAAGCUUGGAGAUGCUGUCUUUAUACCUGCUGGGUGUGCCCAUCAAGUUAGAAAUUUGAAGUCAUGUAUAAAAGUUGCAUUGGAAUUUGUUUCUCCCGAAAAUGUUGGUGAAUGCAUUCGGUUGACAGAUGAUUUCCGCCUUCUUCCCCAAAAUCAUAAGGCUAAAGAAUAUAAGUUGGGGGUGAAGAAAAUGGCACUCUAUGCAGUGGAGGCAGCUGUGAAGGACUUGGAAAAAUUUGAUACCAAGAACUCUUCUGAAGACUCACAAGAUUAUCCAAACCCUCAAUGCAAUAAAAAUCUCAUUUUAUUCCGGAUCUUGAUCAAGUUCCAAUCAUUGAAAAUCUACAAAUUUCACAAAGCACAGAAAAUAGUGCUAAUUGUGAAAGGUGAAGUGGGAUUACACAUAGAUCAUGAAGAUCUUCAAACCUCACAAAAUACUGAAAAUGGUGGUGCAGGUGAAGUGGGAUUACAAAUAGAUUGUGAAAAUCUUCAAAACUCACAAAAUACUGAAAAUGAUGCUAAAGGUGAAGUGGGAUUACAGAUAGAUUGUGAAAAUCUCCAAACCUCACAAAAUACUGAAAACUAUGCUAGACACAAAGUGGGAUUGCCAAUAGAUUGUGAGACAACACCUUCACAUUCUGAUCAUGAAGUGGGCAAUGAAGAAAGUGGUGGCAACACAGAAAGAUCAAGGAGUGGUGAAGAAGGAGAUCAUUGUGUCCAAUCCAACCCAGAAACGCCAAAUAAUAGUGGUUCAACAAGUCGCCCUUGUACAAGUAGAGAUGCAUCUAAAAUGGAAGGAAAAUGUAAGGUAUCACAACCGUCUUUGUCUCCUAAUGAAAUUGUUGCAGAACUUCGUGCAAUUAGAGUUACUAGAGACAAUGAAGUUGAAGUCAUGAGAAAAAGACUCGACUUGGAGCAAAAAAAGGAAGAAAGGAAGACCAAGAAGAUGCAUCACAUGCACCUUAAUACACUUUUGGCGAAAGAGCAUUUGUCGCCAAAAGAUGAAGACAUGAAAUGCCAUCUCUUGGCGAUGCUGUAUGGAAAGUGAUUGGAAACCAUUUUACGUACAUGAGGAUCUUAUCUAACUGUAAUGUUGUAUCUUGUGCAAAUGUUUGUAACUUGGUUUGUUUCUUUUCAAUUUUGUAUUGUGGCUAUAAUCUUUAUUGUACUGUUAUUUAUUCUAAUGUAUGGCAAUUUUAUCUAAUCA